This is a messenger RNA of Alternaria metachromatica, 1005 nucleotides long. RefSeq lists its product as uncharacterized. The coding region runs from base 1 to 1005 and encodes 334 amino acids. Gene Ontology annotation, molecular function: hydrolase activity, hydrolyzing O-glycosyl compounds. Lineage: Eukaryota; Fungi; Ascomycota; Dothideomycetes; Pleosporales; Pleosporaceae. The transcript has 2 exons. The record is from RefSeq and is a predicted model, not a curated record. Gene Ontology annotation, biological process: glucan catabolic process.
AUGCUGUUCAACACUCUUUUGGCGGCGGCCGCUCUGGCCAGCACCGCCUUCGCGGCUCCUGCUGAGAAACGCCAAACUUCUCGCAAGAUGAAGUGGUUCGGAAUCAACGAGUCUGGUGCCGAAUUUGGCGAGAAGAACUUCACAGGUGUCUAUGGAAAAGAAUACACCUGGUACGAUCUCAACACCAUCGACAAGUUCAUGGACGAGGGAAUGAACAUGUUCCGUUUGAACUUCCUAAUGGAGCGCCUAACCCCCAACUCCCUCACCGGCGCCUUCGACCCCCUCUACCUCGGCAACCUCACCGAGCAAGUAAACCACAUAACCUCCAAAGGCUCGUAUGCCAUGAUUCAACCUCAUAAUUAUGGCCGCUUCCUAGGCAACAUCAUCACCGACACCUCUGCGUUCAAAACGUGGUGGACCAACGUGGCCGCAGAAUACAAAGACAACGACCUCGUAGUCUUCGACACAAACAACGAAUACCACGACAUGGACCAACAGCUCGUCUUCGACCUAAACCAAGCCGCCAUCGACGGCAUCCGCGCCGCAGGCGCCACAAAACAAUACAUCACCCCCGAGGGCAACAGCUGGACCGGCGCGUGGACGUGGAUUAGCUCUGGUAACGGCGCCAGCAUGGUUAACCUGAAAGACCCCCAGAACAAACUCGUGUACCAAAUGCACCAGUACCUCGAUACCGACGGCUCUGGUACUUCGGCCACAUGUGUUAGCGCCACGAUUUUCAAAGAGAGACUCCAGGCUGCGACUAAGUGGCUUAAGGAUAAUAAGAAACAGGGUGUUAUUGGUGAGUUUGCGGGCGGGAAUAAUGCGCAGUGUAUUUCUGCGUUGCAGGAUGGACUCAAGUACAUGGGUGAGAAUAGCGAUGUUUGGCUGGGAGGGAUUUGGUGGGCGGCGGGGCCGUGGUGGGCCGAUUAUAUUUAUAAUAUGGAGCCUACGACGGGAGUUGCUUGGACGGGAAUCUUGCCCAAGAUCAAGAGUUACUUUUUGUAG